Molecule: messenger RNA, 13978 nt
Organism: Podarcis lilfordi (Lilford's wall lizard)
Lineage: Eukaryota; Metazoa; Chordata; Lepidosauria; Squamata; Lacertidae
Source: the annotation of a GenBank genome assembly
CAGAGUGGCUGGGGAGGCCCAGCCAGAUGGGCCAGCUACAAAUAAUAAAUUAUUAUUAUUAUUAGUGAUUAUAUGUGUGUGUAUCAGUGACUAACAAAACAUGCAUUUAAAAUUCCUAUUGCAAAUUGCUUCAGCAUCUGCCGUCAUCAGUUGCUCUGAUAACAAUGAUGUCAUUUCAAAGGUGGCAGUUAUAGAUCUUUGAGGACAGAAUGCUCAGGAGACCUUCAUUCUCUGAAGCUAAGCAAUCCUGCUGCUCUCCCCUGUGUUGAAGCCAUGCAGUGUUAAUGUGUCUGGCAUGGACAUCUAAAGGUUCUCCCUUUCUGCUAACAUUUUCGGAUCUGUUGGCAGCUCCAGAGCAAUUACUGCCGGGCUGCGGUUCUGAGAAUUCAAAUGUUUACCACCAGACAUAUAUUAGCCAUAUGCAUGCUCCUAAUAGUUAAAUCUGUUUUUUUAUUUUUAAGAGAGCUAUUGUAUGUCAGAAGAAAGCAUGUUAAACCUACACCGGAAACCCACGGCUGUAAAAAUCCUGCACUCUCUCUGCACAACUGGGAGUACCGCUCCAUAUGACCAUUUCCAUUCACUUCAAUAGAGGGACCGCUCUCCUGCAGGUUUUGGGUGAGUAUUAGUUGACUGCUAUGUGAAUGCUUUACAGUGAUGGGUGUCCACAGGAGGGGGCAAUGGUUAAAUGCUUGAGCCAACGCCAUACUUGCCUCAUGAGGUUGUUAUGAGGAGGAUUAAGCAAAAGACCCAAUUCCAGAGAAUACAGGCAUUGUUUUCCAAAUGCAACAAUGAUAUACAGCAACUACGAACCCAUGCUAACGAUUUUCCAAUCAUGCUUUAGCUAAACAUUCCUGAGGGGCUGUUCUGUUGUUCUCAUUUAUUUGUUUUACCCCAUAAUUGCCUUCCAUCUUUGUCUGCUUAAGACAACGAGGAAUAAAAAGGCACUCAUAAUUGAAUUCAAGGAAGAAAUGAUACCAUGCGGAUUGAUGCCAACCUUCCCCUGAGAUAAUAACAUGGUGAACACAAGAAUACAGCUGAAGGAUCAUGUAUUUUAUUAUGAGAAGCAUCAUUCAAAGCAACUGGGAAAUUAGUAAGAAUCACCACAUUUCAGUAUACUAACAUGGUGGUGCAGUUCUAUGAGUUAUGCAUAAUAGUGAUUUUGUGAAGAACAUUGCAGAAUUACAAAGCCUUUAAGGAGUAACAGAUAACUUAAAUGUGUCUAAGUAAAGGAGAAUGAUAUUGGCUUCACUUUAAGGAGAAAGUGAAGCUCUUUAUGGAUAUGAUUAGUUGUUCUUGUGGUGCUGGAGGAGACUCUUGAGAGUCCAGUGGUCUGCAAGAAGAUCAAACCUAUCCAUUCUGAAGGAAAUCAGCCCUGAGUGCUCACUGGAAGGACAGAUCAUGAAGCUGAGACUCCAGUACUUUGGCCACCUCAUGAGAAGAGGACACUCCCUGGAAAAGACCCUGAUGUUGAGAAAGAUGGAGGGCCUAAGGAGAAGGGGACGACAGAGGACGAGAUGGUUGGAUAGUGUUUUCGAAGCUACCAGCAUGAGUUUGACCAAACUGUGGGAGGCUGUGGAAGACAGGAGUGCCUGGCGUGCUCUGGUCCAUGGGGUCACGAAGAGUCGGACAUGACUAAAUGACUAAACAACAACAAAGUUGUUCUUGAACAAGGCAUAGAUUGAAGCAUUUGUGUCUCACGGUACUGCAUCAGUUAUUACUGUUUAAGAGAAAUGUUCAGCUGCACUUUAGUCCAUCUUCACAUGAAGAAGAAGAAGAAGAAGAAGAAGAAGAAGAAGAAGAAGAAGAAGACGAAGAAUUCAAGUUAUUUGGACAAAUUGUAAACAUUUCACAGAGAUCUGAAAGUGUCUGUGUGAGAGCCUCAGCUGAUUUGUAGGCUUGCCUAUAUUAGGUCCUAAUUUCCAGCAAUUUUAGUUAAAGAAUCUUGGGUAGCAAGGUUGAAAAAUGCAUUUACUUGUGUUUCUGCUGCCAGUCAGACUUGACAGUACAGUGGUACCUCAGGUAACAUACGCUUCAGGUUACACACUCCACUAACCCAGAAAUAGUGCUUCAGGUUAAGAACUUUGCUUCAGGAUGAGAACAGAAAUCGUGCUCUGGCGGUGCGGCAGCAGCAGGAGGCCCCAUUAGCUAAAGUGGUGCUUCAGGUUAAGAAUAGUUUCAGGUUAAGUACGGACCUCUGGAACGAAUUAAGUACUUAACUCAAGGUACCACUGUACUGAGGUGGAUGGACCAAUGUUGUGACUUGGUUUCAAGUAGAUUCAGAUGUUCAUGAACCUCUGUGUAGGCUAUAUCACUGCAGAUGGGAGCUCAUGGCACUGAAUGCUCUACCCUUCAAAAAAAAACCCUACGUCCUGCUCAGCUGGCCACAGGGACACUGCAAGGAGUUGACAAACUGAGUUUUAUCAUUCCCCUGCAGAACUCACUUCACCAUUGACCCCAUUCAUUAAAUGCCAUGUUUGCCUUUUCAUGCUUCCUUGAGGGCUCAAAGAUAGAAAUCCCCUGCUUUGUUACUCAUCUCAGCUGACUCCAUGAUGGGAAAUAGUGGACAGUGAGUUUUUCAGGAUGGUAGUCUGGGCGAAGGGUCUGCAUAUUGCUCAUGGUGCAUGGAUGAAAUAAAUGGGAGACCCCAAACAACUCAGUGACACCUCAGUACCUCUACAGUUUCUGCUGAUAUACUGUGUCAAACAAAGGGAGAAACUUGUUAGGUUGAUGAAUGAGCAAACACUGGACCUAGGACCAUCUGUCUACUUUGUACUUUACCACUAGGGAAUAGUCCUACAGUAGGCCUCUUUAGUUUGGAUAUGGCUAUAUUGCUAUUCUCUUUGGAGGUUGAAACACAGGAUGAAGUAGAAGGUAGUGUUCCACAGGCCAAGCACCCAAGACGCAACAGACAAUUCAUUAGUCUACCUCCCAUCUGCUGCUGUGGCUGUGGGGUUAGGGAGUGACUUUGCAUAGUGAGAAUUUAGGGCUUUUGACCUGCUGCUCACAUUUAUGUUUGGCAUCCUUGGCAAAAACACCCACUGACUUCCAUCGCAGCUAUAAGGCAGCUUGUGGUGCUGGCCUAUGAGCUUUUUCUUGUGAUAUAUGCCAUCCUUAAUCAUCAAGCUGACAUCUUGUUCCUCCACACAGGGGGCACUAAACAGAGCAGAGUUUAGUAGGAGCUUUGGAUCCAUAGCAGAAUCUGAACCAUGAUUCUGGAAACUCCAUAAGAUCUCCACACUUUCUUCUUACCUAAUGGACGUGAAGCUUGAUGUAUGCUGUUCUUGUAAUGGUAGUCCUUUGUACUCUGUCUGGAGUGUUAGCUAUUUGCAUGCUGUCUGUGUUUCUGCUGCUAAGGGACAUGAGCUCCUACCUGCAGAAGUCCCUGGGGUCUGUGGUUUGUCCAUUGCUGUUUGCCCUCCUACCCAUUCCACCAUGGUCGCCUGCACUGGAAAAGAGGCACCUUCUUGUACUGUACAUUGUAUAUACAUGGAGGUUCAGGACACAAUAACAAUGCUAUGCAUUGAUUGGCGUCUCCCAUACAUGUCCAAUAUAGAAGGCAUCACCAGCUGGUGUUGGUGUGUCUGUCAGGGUUGCUGUUAGCCCCUUGUUUCUGUAACUGUUGUGGUGUUUCUGACUUCGAUCAUGAUUCCAUUAUGCCAGGAUUCCAUUCAGAGCCAUGGUUCCUGACGUAGACUGUUGUUUAUCUGUUGUUUAAAAUAAAUUGUAACUUAGAAAUAACAACAGUAGUCACUUACAAACAACCCAGUUCUCACAAAAUAUCCAACGGUUUGGGAAAGCAUAUAAUAAAGAUUGUCUCCAAAACUUCAGCUAAACUAUUUCAAGUAAUUAAUCACUGGUACUUAUUUUUCAUUAUGUACUCAAAGUUUGAUAUACCUUUAAACAAGUUUUUUUUUAUUGACUGCUAGCUUCCCUACUGUUGCAAUUUCCCACAUCUUCAGGAGCUAUUCAUCUUUGGCCAGUGAGCUAUUUGCUGAGUGUUUUGAAAAAACAAGUCUAGCAAUCAGAUUACAUAUUACUUCCUGAUUACUUUUUGAUGCACAUAUAAACUAAUAUGUCGAGACUACUUUCUACACUUUUGAGAUAUCAAAGCUGUGAAGGUUGAACAUUACUGAAUAAUCCAAGUGCCCAAUUCAGAAUGCCAAAGAUUUUUCAAAAUAUAGCAACUGUAAUUCCAAUUUCUUUGGAGCUGUAACAACACCGAGGCUAUGUUUUGUAGCAUCUUUUGAUCAAAUCCCACUGGGACUUACUUUUGUGUAGACACAUACAGGAUUGUGCUGUGAUUCUCUUUUCAACAGUGGCAGCAAUGAAGCCUGUGCAAAACAGUAAAAUGAUAAACAUGGAUCAGGGCCUAUCUCCACCAUUGUUGUUCCUCACCGAAACCAUUGAAAAUCAUUCCCACUCACUGAUGUCCCUUCUACCCAUUCAUACAGAUCUUAGUUGGGCUUUAGCUGUGCACAUCCAUGAUUUGUAGUACGCUGCUGGGAUCACAUUCUGGGUCUACUUCUCCUGUCUUGGAAAGGACUUUACCAUCGCCCCUUGGACCUUUCUUGCUACCAUGGAAAACGAGACCCCACAACACACCACCUCUCUCUGUCUCACUCCAAAUGCUUGUCUGAGAGCCUUUCACUUGUCUUGUUAUUCCCUGCAGCUGGUUUCCCUACUUCACACCACUUCUGAUACACGGACCUGUCACUUUCCACAAAACAGCUGGGGCUUUGGCGAUGAGGACUGCUGUUUAAAGUCUUUUAUUACAUGUAAAAUCUUGCCAGUAUCAAAUUGGCAGCACAAAGCUCUUUGGAGAUGGCAAUUUGACAGGGUUUCUAUAAUUCCUGGGGACCUCCCUGCUCAAGCUAGAGACCUGCUGGAUCUUGCUCAUCCUGGUGCGUCUUGCCAUAAAUUGCUCCCUAAGCAUACUUAGGAAUUGUGCUGCCUGUCUAUUGCUGAUGCAUGAACCUGCCUCCACAUUUUGUGCUGUAAUCUUCUUCGGAAAGAAAGAAAGAAAGAAAGAAAGAAAGAAAGAAAGAAAGAAAGAGAGAGAAGGAAGGAAGGAAGGAAGGAAGGAAGGAAGGAAGGAAGGAAGGAGGGAAGGAAGGAAGGAAGGAAGAGUCUGGGUAGCUGGGGGUAUAACCCCCUUUCUGUACCCUAUUUUCAGUUACCUAUAUGAAACUGCUGUCUGCAGCACCCCUCUAAUCAUUUCAUAAGUUCAUGAGUGAACCAGUCUCUAGUUUUGGGGUGGCAAUAUUUUUUUUUUCCUCUUUCCACUAUAAAAAAGGAACUGCACUUAAGCUAUGUUGUCCAGUUCAUAUAUGGGAGAGGCAAAUUUUCCUUGCCAUUACUCAGGACCGCAUAUGGCAAAUAUGGCUACACAUCACAUUUCCUAUUCUAACCAGGUAAAGGUAAAGGGACCCCUGACCGUUAAGUCCAGUUGCGGAUGACUCUGGGGUUGUGGCACUCAUCUCGCUUUACUGGCCAAGGGAGCCGGUGUUUGUCUGCAGACAGCUUCCGGGUCAUGUGGCCAGCAUGACUAAGCUGCUUCUGGCGGACCAGAGCAGCGCACGGAAACGCCGUUUACCUUCCCACCGGAGUGGUACCUAUUUAUCUACUUGCACUUUGAUGUGCUUUCGAACUGUUAGGUUGGCAGGAGCUGGGACCCAACAAUGGGAGCUUGCCCCGCUGCGGGGAUUUGAACCACUGACCUUCUGAUUGGCAAGCCCUAGGCUCAGUGGUUUAGACCACAGCACCACCCACCAGAGGGUGGCCAAUUUCCCCAGCUAUGUUACAGUGUCAAGUAUAUUUCACAACACUAAUAGCAAUAAGUAUGCUUCUACUAUGUUUCCCCCCAGUAUCCAUGCAGUGUUGAAGGCUGAUUAUUUAGCGACCAUUAUCACCGUGCAUCAUUUCUAUGGCAAACAACAUUAAUCAAAGGAGAGACAGAAGAGGACAACUCCCAUAGAGAGACACAGUUGGGCGUCAAAGCUCUCAGUGCUAAAGAUGUGUGGUGUCCAUAGCUUAGAGAGAGCAUCUCAUAUCUUUAAUUAUUGAUUAAGAAAACUCGAUUAAUGAAAAUAAGUCUAGGUAAAAAGAAGGUAUGCCAGAAAUAUAACUAUCUGCAUGGGGGGGGGUCUUUUUUAAUUGGAAAUGGCUGAGAAUGUAAAACAAAAGGCUUAGCAGAAAGAAAGGUAUUUGAAAUCUAUGACAAAUGUUGUUUUACAAUCAAGACAGGAUUGAGAAUUGAUCCAUGGUUUCAACAAAUCACAUUCCUUUCACAACCCAGCAGUCUUCAAUGUGCAUACAGAGCAGGCUUUAACAACCUGUGCUUUGGACUACAACUCCCAUAAGCCCUAGCAGUAGAAUGAAAAGGUAAAGGUAAAGGACCCCUGGACGGUUAAGUCCAGUCAAAGGUGACUAUGGGGUUGCAGCGCUCAUCUUGCUUUCAGGCCAAGGAAGCUGGCGUUUGUCCACAGACAGCUUUUCGGGUCCUGUGGCCAGCAUGACUAAACUGCUUCUGGCACAAUGGAACAAUGUGACGGAAACCAGAGUGCACAGAAAUGCGGUUUACCUUCCCGCCACAGCGCUACCUAUUUAACUACUUGCACUGGCAUGCCUUCGAACUGCUAGGUAGGCAGGAGUUGGGACAGAGCAACAUGAGCUCACCCCAUCAUGGAGAUUUGAACUGCUGACCUUCUGAAGGCAAGCCCAAGAGGCUCAGUGGUUUAGACCACAGCGCCACCCACAUCCUAGCCCCAGCAGUAUUGCAGGUUUGUGAAGGGAAGGCUGACCUAAGAGACAGUAUGUUUGAAUAUACCUCUCCCACAAAAUCUCCCUGGGUGGGUAAGCUUAGCACAUCCAGAGCAAGGCUUCUCAUUGACUUGAGCUAUAUAAGAAUGAUUAAUGCUAAGAUGCUAUGUGUGCAUCUGACGUAGUGAUACUCCUGCCCUUCUGCUUCAGUGAAAACAUCCAAUACUUAGACUUUUCAGAGGAAUUUUUUAAAGCAUCCAUCAGUUUUGAAAACCAAGAAAAUAAAGGCAAGGGGAGGGCUUUGUGGCAAUAUAUAGUCUCUGCCUAAGCUUCAGCUUAUUUGGGUCAGAGAGCUUUGGUGUGUUUUGUCAAACAAGCUCAGAUAUGACACAGCUCCCUUGUUCCCAAAGCUUUGAAGCAUCCCUGGGUUUACCCAUAGCUCUCUGAAGCCUUAGAAGAUCACCCAUUGGGGGCUUUUGCAUGGCUCAGUCUGAGCUGUGAUUAAUGUCCAAGACUUGUUCAAGAAACAUGGAAUUUUCUGAGGGGCAGUUAAUAAAGCAGUGUGUUAAGGUUGCCAGCACUAUAAGCUGGGACAGAUCUUUUUAUUAUUACUUUGGGAGACGGUUAAACUUUUUCUUUCGGAGUUUUCUGAGAAAGCUCAUGAAUACCAAGCCAGAAAUAAAUUAAAUGGGCGUGAGGGAGAGAUGCAGUACUAUGAGGAUUCUACAAGGCGACCUUCUCCAAUGGGGGCUCAGAUAUUUGUAUUGUGGAAUAAGUGACAACUGUGACUUACAAGUAAUUGAAUACUGCUCAAAGUUACACAGGUUUCUAUAGAAGCUUUGGGUUUCAUAAAGCAGAAAAAUUAAGUGCCAACUGGGAUGGGGAGGGGAAUUCAGUUUGCAUUCUAACGGAAACCUUUGCAUUCUGAAACAAUACGCAAACUGAAACCCAGCUUUCCUUCCAAAAUUCACACUUCUGCAAUUCUUCCAAAAAUGUGUACAAAAUGUAUGUCUCAAAAGAAAGUAUGCAUAAAAAUGCAUAUAUCUUUGAAACCAACACAUAGCUUUUUAUUGGGGAAGUUGCUUGAAAAAGGUAAAUAUUAAGCAAAAUUACAUACCAAAGUGUACUUAGAAUGCUGGCAAAUUUUCAUGAGCGUUUCCUAAAAAAUAAUAAUUAAUAAGUGAUACAUAAAUAUUGCAAACUGAACCUAAGGCUGAAAAACUGAGGAAAAACCACAUCUGCUUGAUUCCUCCAUCCUUGUUUCCAGCACUGCUGAACUGGUCCCUACAGCUGCACUAAGCUUUAAAGGAGCAAUCCUAUGCACACUGGUAUAAAGCAAGCCAGGAUAAAUUAAACCUGUGUAAAAUUGCACCAGAUCUAAAUCCCACUCAACAGUGGGGCUGCUGCUGGUCUAUCUAAGCCUGGCAGAGAGAAAAGCAGCCUUUAAAAUAGUGUUUUAACCUGGGUUGCCAAGCUGAACAGGUUCAGAAUCCUGCCACUGGUCCUGCCAUGCUUCCAGAAUGCCCCCUUUGUGGGGAGUUACACUGGCCUUGGCGAGACCAAGGAGCUAUCGCUGCCGCCUUUUUUUUGUGCCCUAAAAAAAGCUCACCAUCUUUGGCCUGUGUGCUGGGCAGAUCUUUGCACCCCACCGGAGCAUAUGCUAAAGAUAGCCCUGGCUGCCCAUCCCAAUGGAUCUUGCUCCCUUAAGUCUCAUUCUUGACUUUUCCAUCCUCACAGUAUAGGAAAGAGUGUGCUUCCUUCCACUAUGCAGAGAACAUGUAAUGGGAAAUCAGGUCUUCCCUUAAAGAGGGCACAUAUUACGGUGAGACCUGGAAACCGACACCCUGUGUUGUGGGUGGGUACGAUUGGUCAGCCACAACACCCGAUUGGUAGGUCCCUCGUAGCUGGGUGCAAUCUGGCCAAUGGGACACAGCCAAAACGGUUUGAGGGACCUAUUUAUACUCAUGCAUGUGACCCAGAGCUUCCUCUUUUGGCUCAUGCAUUGGAACACCCGCCCACCUCUCCCUACUUUUAGGGCUUUGCGCUUGACCUUGCUAUGCCGUCGUGUGUCAUCUGUCGUUGGGACAGGGGCACGGCAGGAAUUUUCCCCACUUGGCUGAUUGGCUGUUGCCAUUUGGGUUUCACCUGCCGCGUAGCAAAUCUUCACAACUCGUAAGGUUGUGGAUAGGCUCUGGUUCAGAUGAUAGGGAUGGGAGAACGCUCUCGCCAUCCCUAUGUGAAGGGUAUUCCGUUAAAGGAAUCCAGGUUUGGUCAACCCCUGUGAGGGGGUUGUGCCCAUGCCUGGGUCCUGGGAACAUUUGGGUGGUGGAGAUAGCCUGUUCCCGGCUUUCCGCUUAUUCGGGUGUUCACCCUUGGCUGACCUAUGCUGGUGCCCUGGGUCAGCGCUACCUGCAUGGCAGGGAGCUAGUCGAACCAGAGCCUAUGCAACCAUUCACUUUCUGUAAUCAAUAAAGUUGUGGCCUAAAUGCUGCCAAAAACCAAAACCAAAAUUUGAGUCAAGUGUGAAUUUAUUUAGGGGGAGGUUUCUGGGUCUGAACACGCAAAAGCCUUUCAUUGUUGGCAGGUCAGGCAGAGGGAGAGAAUCUUGUAAACCAGAUCCCUGCAUGACUGAUCCUGAUUUUACUAGGACAUCACUGAUAUCCCAGCAGCUGUCCUGGCUUCUUACGUCAAUCUGUGAUGUCCUGCUUCCUCCGCAGGGUCCCCACCAAGGCCUGGAGGCCUGCCACAGUCACUGACGUGCUUCAGGAAGCUGGGCCUCACUUCCAGAAGUGCACUUUCUCUUCUCUCCCAAUCUGAGCACUCAGCAGAGGCCUUUCGGAGAUGGUGGGACUUCUGGUGGAGGCAGUGGGUAGGGGGAUGAGUUGCAAGAUUGCACAGGGUAGUGGUGGCGGUGGCAGACCUGAGCGGGGGGGGCAGCUGCAAGGAUUUUGGUUAGAAUAAGUUGGAGGGUGUGGCGAUCACACAGGGUCCCCAGACGUUUAAUGGUCCCUGUGCCACCACUGUGCUCGCUUCCCCACUGCCACCAACCAGUUACUCUCUAGUAAAACACUGAGUCCAGUCAGCUGUCAAAAGUGAACCAAAAAAACCCCCAAGUUUGUUUUAAAAACAUUAACAAGUUUAUGGUUUCUCAGAUAAUAGUUCUGUCAGUAUCUUAACUUUAGUUUCUUUACUGGCCUAUACCUUCCUAAUCCCUUCCGACUGAUUAUCUCAACUGUUUGACUGACUCCUCUUAACAAAUUCUCUCACUCUCUCACACCAGACUAGCACAACCAACAGACUGUCUUCUCAACAACUCUAACUAACUAACUAAAAAAACCUCUGUGCUUAAACCUUAUACCCAGUUAACUCUGCCCCCUGGGUUCCCAUUCGUUAGUCAUUUUACAAUUGGUUAACCCUUUCCCUAUGAACCCAGUAUGAUGUCACACACAUAGGAGGGCAAACUCCACAGAGGGUUUGCCCUUGAUGGCAUCUCUGUGCUGAAAGAGAGGGCAGCGAUCCUGCUCAUCUAGCAUGCAAGAAAGUGACUACACUGUCAAAAGUAUGAAGCUGAAAAGCAAAAGGAAAGAAAAAAGGCACCAGUGAAAUGGAGAAAAGGAGGGAGAUGGAAUCUGAAGGGUGUGCUUUUUCAGUAAGCCUGGGGCAGAGGGACUGCAUUUUGCUAUGGUCAGUAAAACUUUGUGCACAUUUGAGAAUUAAUAUCCCCCCUUGCCCUCUUUUUAAAUGUAUGAAGGAGGUUGCAAGACUCUGAAAUUCAACAACUCUUGUUAUAUAUACCAAUAGCAGCAGAAAAUAUGAUUAAUAGGCGGCCUGAUUUCUGAGCAGUAGAAGAAAGGUAGUGUGUGAUUGUAAUGAAGAAGAAAUGAUACACGUCACACAACCCAACUUUCUAAAAUGCUUCCAAACUCCAAACCAUUCUGGAUGCCCAAAUUCAGAACACAGAGAGGAAUUUCUCUGGUCAGCAUGUUUAAACAGUGAAUCAGACAGCCAAGGGUUUAUUGAUCUGGCAUGGAUUUUACCAAAAGGGGUCAAACCUGAAAUACUGUAGGUUAAAUAUUGUGGGGGUUGUUUCUCUUUUGUGAAAACAUAUUUGGCUUCAGGCAAACAUGGUAGCUCUACACUUUGUGUUUGAAAACACAGUUUGUGUGACACUAAUAAAGGGAGACUAUGACUCAGACACCUUAUUUAUGCUACAACAUGCUAGAAAUAUAAUUCAAAGAGUAUCCUCACCUGGCAAUAGCUAUAUAUGUGCACUGAAGAAUUUUGUGGUAUUGUCUGAAAGAACAUAUUAUAUAUCAAAUAAAGCGAAGACCCUGAUACUUUAGAAUUUUCUCCUCUCCCCACCCCACCCCCAAGCAGACAGUGGGUAACAUUUCAAUUGUGCCUCUACUUACCUUUACCCUGUAUGGGAUGACAGUGACUUCUUUAGCAUAGAAUUGUAGAUUUGGAAUUAAUAUAAAAUUGCGUAGUUGGAAGGGACCACCAGGGUCAUCUAGUCCAACUCCCUGCAACGCAGGAAUCUUUUGCCCCAGGUGGGGCUCAAAUCCACACUCAAAAUAGUCAGUCUCGGCUUUUUAUUUGCAUUGAAUGUUAUUUAAGCUAAAGCUUUCGAUUUAUUGCCAUCUGUCUUUGAAAGCUAAUCCUACACUUUCAAAUGUUAUCAAAAAGGAUCUCUGCUGUUUUGUUUUUUUAAAAAAGACUGGAGUUCUGAUUUUUUAAUUUCAUAUUUUUUUGCUCACUUUGACUCAUCUCUUUGAACAUAAAAUUGCAAGGGUGAAGUAAUCUAACAAUUUUAUGUGCAUUUUAAACAAGUUGGUGGGGAGUAUCACAGUACUUUUGGAAUAUAGAAUGUGAAACUUCUUUUUUUAAAAGUACUGUGGUAAACAUUUUAUUUCAGUGGUUUUAUUUUGAAUUGUGUUUUAAGAUGCUCUAAGUAUUUCACAUGUAUUGGUUCUGUGUUAGCUUUGCAUCAGGUUGCAAAGAUAGGGCAUUUUUAGCUGUACAUUUCCCCCAUCCUUCUUAUUCUCAUAGAUCAUAAUGAUCUUGCAACAGUUCAAAAAGAUACUUAGCAUGCAUUGCUGUUUACCCAUAUUUCUCAGAUGUUUCAGAAAUGGGAGACCUGGAAUGGAAUCAGCAGUUAUGGAGGAUCUGAAAAUCAAAUCCAUGUGGCACAGAUCUAAAAUGCAGAGCAGAUCACUAUGGAUGUCUGUGUUGCUAGUGUCUUCAAAUCCUGAAUGGAAUUUGGAUCUCAUGUACUUUGCAUUAUCUUAACUUACGAUGGGCUUGUUUUACAGCAGCUUCUUGUGUAUACAAUUUAACAGGAAUGUUAAAAUCGCCUUACUUUUAGAAUACAUGACAACUUUAAUCAGAGCAGCUAAAGGCAUACAACUGCAACACACACACACACAUUCUUAUUACAAAAUCUAAACUGUCAGUACAAUAAAUGUAGAUAUAUUUUGGAUGGACAAAACAGUAGUCAAAAGCGAACUUUUAAAAUUGCUUAAACUCAACCAGUGAUGUCACCCCCCCCCCCAGGGAUGACACCCGGGGCAGACCACGCACACUGCACCCCCCUUCCUAUGCCAGUGAACUCAGCUAUUCUUCAUAACUUCCCUGAAAUCUGGUUAGAUCAUACCUCUCAACAGAUUCUCCAUUCCAAAUUCCAUCGGUUGCAAGAUCACAAUCAAUACAUAAUUAGAAUGAAUUGUGUUUGUUUUUAGUGCCUUGGGUGGCACUAUUAUUGCCACUGUUAUUUUAUUCACAACUUAAUACCAAAAUAGGAUUCCAUUUUGGUAACAGCACAUCCGAGGCAUCCCUUGCUACCCCCAUCAAGGAGCUGUAUCUGCACACACACCCAAUAUAUAUAUAUAUCAAUUUACAGCAAUAGCCACAUUAGAAAUUACUACCUUUUACAUGUCUCAAAUACUUGAAGCAUCCAGAGUGAAGGCAAGGCAAGGAGGAAGGGUGAACAAAUUUGCAUGCCUUUGUGCCACAGUGUGAGAAGGAUGAGAAGCUUCUCCUGUGUUUGAUCUCUCCAUAACAGCAGCGUUGUGUCACCACAGACAUAUGCAUCAGACACUCCAUAGUCUGAUUUUUGCACCCAACUGGGCAUGCACCCUUGCCGGGGGCAAGAUUCACCAACCCCUAGGGACGCCUCUGCACCACAUGCUUCUAGAUCUUCCUGUUUAUCAUUAUUAUUGGUUUUCCAUCUGACAAGGCUUAUCGCUGGCUAUUCCAUUGGUGAUAGGUUUUUGGGGGGUGUUUUUUUAAGCCCUUUAUUAGAAAAGUUGCCAUUGUAUAUAAUUGACCUCCAAUAGUAGCAAGGGUCAGUUCAUUAGGGGAAACUGGUCGCAAGUCUUCUAUGAACAUUCUGUUCUCAUACUGCCCAUUAGCAGUUGCUAAUGUAAAUUAAUGAUUGAAUGUGCAUUAAUGAGCCAUUGAUUUUUUUUUAAAAAAAAGAAUUAAACAGCGCUCUUAAAUUAUAUCAAGGGAAAUGGUCUGUUAGUAUGAUGCAAAUUAAUGCUUACCACUUCCCCCCAAAGAGAGAAAAGAAAGUGAAACAUUAAGACCAGGCUGUUUGGUAUCUUUCAGAGCCCUACCCUGGCAAGAGGCACAGAGAGAAAGAAAGAAAGAAAGAAGGAAAGAAAGAAAGAAAGAAAGAAAGAAAGAAGGAAAGAAAGAAAGAAAGAAAGAAAGAAAGAAAGAAAGAAAGAAAGAAAGAGACAUCAAAAGUGCAAUGUCACCAUCUCAAUGUGCUAUCAGACUGAGCAGAAGCUAACUGCAGCUUUGAUCAUAUUGCCGCCUCAGCCUUAAACUUAGUGCAGAAUAAGGGAGAAGGGGAUGAUGCUGUCAGAAAUUCCUUUUAAUCUUUGAAAGAAGAAAGGAAAGAAACUGUAACUGCAGCAGUAGUAAAUCAAAGUUAGACUCCCAGAUAAGAACUGUUAGCUGAUAGAUUCAGAAUUAUUAAGUGAAUUGUAAGAUAGGAUGGGGUGUUGUACAUUUUCUUCAUGUAUGUCAAACUGGCAGUGUAAUGUUCUUAACAUUAAUAUAUUUUUAAACCAUGCAAUAAGGUUCAGUGGGGCAUUCCGUGGUAACUGAGCAUAGGAUAGCAGCCUUAAUUAUCUGUCUUUGUUUCUUGGUUCCUGUAUGAUAAUAAAUAAAACAAAUAAAUGUGAUCCAAAAAGUUUAGUGGCACUCAGAA